Messenger RNA from Prorocentrum cordatum, 1554 nucleotides. The record is from the annotation of a GenBank genome assembly. Lineage: Eukaryota; Dinophyceae; Prorocentrales; Prorocentraceae.
AUGGCGCCGCGAGGCGGCGGCCGUCCCGGCCCGCAGGCGCUGAUGCGGGGCUCGCCCGGGCUGCCCGGGCUGCUGCUCCCGCUGCUUGGCUGCUGCUGCUCGCUGCCGGGCGCGGCCGGCUGGAGGACGUGGGACCAGCUGCCCAACGCCCCCGCCUUCGUCCACUUCGGGAAGUUCUGCUUCGACUACAAACCCAGCGAGAACGAGCAGGCGGGGCGAUUCGACUUCACGCUGUGGGGCAGGGUCCGGAGCGGCCCACUCGCGGAUCUAGGGGUCGAGAGCACGAAGGGCGCGCCGUGCUGGGGGCCCUGCGACCCGAGUGGCAACCUCUACCUCGUCGUCUUCGACGACGAGGAGGACAUGGACCACUGGAAGCAGGCCCUGGACCACUGGCACACCAUGGGGUGCAGGCAGAUGCUGGAGUACGCCUCCUGGGCCCAGAACAUCAGCGAGUUCGACGGGCAGUUCAACAGGACCGUGUCCGUCCACGAGGAGACGCGCCCGCGCUUCUGGUACUUCGCGUUCGCGGCGUGCGGGGUGGACAUCGUGGAGCCCGUGACCUACGAGGUCCACGCGGAGAACAUGCUGCAGGGCCCUCUUCAGAGCGAGUUCGGCCUCGACGAGAAGGGCGCGCCCUGGCUGCAGCUGGCCGCCGCCGUGCUGUUCGUCGGCCUCGCGCUGGUGCUGCGGCAGGUCGCGCGGACGGCCACCGGCGCCGAGGCGUUGCGGUCCCGGCCGCUCCUGCGGAUGCUGGUGCUGUCGGCGAUGUGCUCCGCAGCGGGGGCGGUUUGCUUGUCCCUUCACUUCUUAGUGUUCAUGAACAACGGGUACGGCUUGGCCCCGCUGGAGGUGCUUGGGCAGCUGUGGGUCAGCAGCGCCAAGGCUUUGCUGACGCUACUCCAGCUGCUGACUGCCAAGGGCUGGGCCCUGUUUUACGCGCCCGAGGAGCUCGUGCAGAGGCGACUCAUGAUCGCCAUCCUGGCCGGGAUCGUUUUCACGUCCGUCGCGUGCGAGGUCCACGCGCAGUAUUUCCACGACUGGAGCACCGCCGUCUACCUCUACGAGAGCUGGCCGGGGAUGAUCAUAUUACUGCUCAACUUGAUUCUCUUCGCGGAGGCGUGGCGCUCCAUGCGGGAGACGUAUCAGCACGAGACGUCGGAGGAGGUCCGCGUCUUCUACAUCAUGAUAUCGUCCGCGUCCUUCCUGUAUUUUUUGACGCUGCCGUUGAUGUGCAUCUUGGCCGCCUUCGUCAGACCAUGGGUGCGGGCCAAGUACGUUUCCCGAACGGAGGUGGCCUCCAGAUUCAUCGCGACGGUGAUACUGUCGCUCUGCCUCAAGCCUUCGCGGCUGGACGCGAUGGUGAACGCGAGGCUGGAGGACGGGCUCGAGACCGUGGGCGAGCCGCAGGACGACAGCCCGGCGGAGGACGACGACUACAACUACGACGACGAGGAGGAGCUGCGGAAGCCCGUGCUGAAGUGCCAGCUCGAGGAGGACAGGCAGGAGAGGGAGGCCGGCUUCCGGCAGGGCGGGGUCGGCGGCCCCGCCGAGUGA